Messenger RNA from Vidua chalybeata, 3502 nucleotides. It is a transcript of the gene EXOC6, whose product is annotated as exocyst complex component 6. The transcript has 22 exons. Bases 102 to 2498 code for a protein of 798 amino acids. Gene Ontology annotation, biological process: exocytosis; Golgi to plasma membrane transport; intracellular protein transport. Gene Ontology annotation, cellular component: exocyst; membrane. Lineage: Eukaryota; Metazoa; Chordata; Aves; Passeriformes; Viduidae. The record is from RefSeq and is a predicted model, not a curated record.
ACCCUCCCCGGCGGCUCUCGCCGGCCCCCGCCUGGCUGCGCGGCCGCUCCUCCCUCGGCGCCUCCCGCAGCGGCGCGGCCGCCGGGUCCCUCCCAUCCAAGAUGGCGGAGAGUCUCCCCGAGCAUGAUCGGAUCCUGCAGGAGAUCGAGAGCACCGACACGGCCUGCGUGGGACCCACCCUGAGGUCUGUAUAUGAUGACCAACCAAAUGCACAUCAGAAGUUUAUGGAAAAACUUGAUGCCUGCAUACGUAACCAUGACAGGGAGAUAGAAAAGAUGUGCAAUUUUCACCAUCAGGGCUUUGUGGAUGCUAUUACAGAACUUCUUAAAGUUAGGGCUGAUGCAGAAAAACUAAAGGUCCAAGUUACUGAUACCAACCGAAGGCUUCAGGAUGCUGGGAAAGAGGUGAUAGCCCAAACAGAGGAAAUCAUCCGAUGUAGAGUUCAACAGCGGAAUAUUACAACAGUUGUGGAAAAACUACAGUUGUGUCUUCCAGUGCUGGAAAUGUACAGCAAACUAAAAGAACAGAUGAGUGUAAAAAGAUACUAUUCCGCUUUGAAAACAAUGGAGCAGCUAGAGAAUCUGUAUCUUCCUAGAGUUAGCCAAUACCGCUUUUGCCAGAUAAUGAUGGAAAAUCUUCCAAAACUGCGUGAAGAAAUAAAAGAAAUAUCCAUGUCAGAUCUGAAGGAUUUCUUAGAGAGUAUUCGAAAGCAUUCUGACAGAAUUGGGGAAACUGCCAUGAAACAGGCACAGCAGCAGAAAACCUUUAGUACUGCUCUUCAGAAGCAGAAUAAUGUAAACUAUGGUCGGAAUAUGCAUUUAGGUAGAAACAGGAUUUUGGAAUCCAAGAAUGAAAUCACAUUGAAGCGAACAUUUGAAGAUGAGGAUGAACAUGAAGAAGAGGUUUUAACUGUCCAAGAUCUUGUAGACUUUUCUCCGGUCUAUAGGUGUUUGCACAUCUACUCCGUUUUGGGUGAUGGAGAAAUAUUUGAAAAUUACUACAGAAAACAAAGGAGGAAACAAGCAAGAUUAGUUCUGCAGCCACAGUCAAGCAUGCAUGAAACAGUAGAAGGCUAUAGAAGAUACUUCAGUCAAAUUGUAGGUUUCUUUGUAGUAGAAGACCACAUUUUACAUGUAACCCAAGGAUUGGUAACUCGGACAUACACUGAUGAACUCUGGAACAUGGCCCUUUCCAAGAUCAUUGCUGUUCUUAGAACACAUUCAUCAUAUUGCAGCGAUCCUGACCUUGUUCUGGAACUGAAGAAUCUCAUUGUAGUAUUUGCUGAUACUUUGCAGGGCUAUGGUUUUCCUGUGAACCGAUUAUUUGAUCUUUUAUUUGAAAUAAGAGACCAAUACAAUGAAACACUUCUUAAAAAGUGGUCUGGAUUGUUCAGGGAUAUUUUUGAAGCAGACAACUACAGCCCUAUCCCUGUAGCAAAUGAAGAGGAAUACAGAAUUGUUAUAAGCAAAUUUCCUUUUCAAGAUCCAGAACUUGAUAAGCAAUCCUUUCCAAAGAAGCUUCCAAUGUCUCAGUCAGUGCCUCAAAUUUACAUGCAGGUGAAGGAAUUUAUUUAUGCAAGCCUUAAGUUUUCAGAGUCACUUCAUCGCAGUUCAACAGAAAUAGAUGAUAUGCUCAGAAAAUCUACAAAUUUGCUGCUUACAAGAACUCUAAGUAGUUGUUUACAGAACCUAAUUAAAAAACCUCAUAUAGGUUUAACAGAGCUUGUUCAAAUCAUCAUAAACACAACACACUUGGAGCAAGCCUGUAAAUACCUUGAGGAUUUUAUAUCUAACAUUACAAAUAUUUCACAAUUGACUGUUCACACUGCAAGACUUUAUGGACUUUCUACAUUUAAGGAUGCAAGGCAUGCUGCAGAAGGAGAAAUAUAUACAAAACUUAACCAAAAAAUAGAUGAAUUUAUUCAGAUUGCUGAUUAUGAUUGGACAAUGUCUGAGUCAGAUGGAAGAGCCAGUGGAUACUUAAUGGACCUAAUUAACUUUUUAAGAAGCACGUUUCAAGUUUUCACUCAUUUACCUGGAAAAGUGGCCCAGACAGCUUGCAUGUCAGCCUGCCAGCAUCUUUCAAUGUCCCUAAUGCAGAUGCUACUGGACAGUGAAUUAAAACAAAUAAGCAUGGGAGCAAUUCAGCAGUUUAAUUUAGAUGUGAUACAGUGUGAAUUGUUUGCUAGUUCUGAGCCUGUGCCAGGAUUCCAGGGAGACACCCUGCAGUUAGCUUUCAUCGACCUCAGACAACUCCUGGACCUCUUCAUGGUGUGGGACUGGUCCACCUACCUGGCUGACUACGGGCAGGCCACCUCCAAGUACCUGCGGGUCAACCCCAGCACGGCCCUCACGCUCCUGGAGAAAAUGAAAGACUCCAGCAAAAAGAACAACAUUUUUGCUCAGUUCAGGAAGAAUGACCGUGACAAGCAGAAGCUAAUAGAGACUGUAGUAAAGCAACUUAGGAGUUUAGUGAAUGGUAUGUCCCAGCACACAUAGGCCACUUAAAUCGACAGUAUCUCAUCACACCAAGAGAUGUUUCUUAUCCACUAUUUCUACUAAGCAAAUGGUGAUACCAGUUAGGACUUUUGUUUAACCGAGAAAAGGAAAAAUGCAGUAGAUAGAUUGUACAUGUAGUCUUCAACAAACAAUUCUUUGUACGUAUUUUUAAUGGGUCGAAUACUAUUUUGUAUAUUGUAAACAAAUGGUGAAAAAUAAGGUUGUACAAUAAAAACCAGCGCAAUCGUAUUGUACAUGGAACUGCUGAACUGUAAAUAUGUUAUUUAAAUAUCUGCAGAUAUGGUGUCCAAAAUUUUGUUCUGAGUAGGAAUAAUUUGAGAAAUGAUCCCUUAGUUGCUGUUUUCUGGCUGAAUUCUAAUUUAAUGUUUUUAAGCAUUGAGAUACUUGUGUUUCAGAUGCUGCUUAUUGUUUUCCUGCAGUAAAUGUCUAUUAGCCCUAAAGUGAUUGGACAUAAUUUUACCAAUAUACCAGGUUUUGUAGUCUGGAGGUAUGAAAAGGUCUUCUGAUUUUUAGUACCUUUGAAAACUACCUGAGAACUAGACUUGAUAUCUAUUUAGCAUUAGGAUUUACAGGCUUUGUUCCCCAAAAGGGUUUAAUCUUGAGGUUGUGAAUGUAAAUAACCAUUUGAUUUCUUUAUAAUGUGACAUGUUGUUUCGUUUUGGUUUUGUUCCUCAGGGUUGCUAUUUCUAACUGUACUUUUGUAAGAUCUCGGGUUCUUUAUCCCAGGUUGCAGUAAGGAAUAGGUUUGCCGCUGUUGGUUUCGUGCCGCAUCUGUUUGUUAGUUCGCGCUUUCUCCUGCCAGCCCCAUCCCAGCGAUUAGCAUUUUGUCCCACUACCGGUCUCUUUGCACUGUCCCCUCUGGCUGUUUUAGACACUAAGAGAAUGUCUAACAAAUACAAACCAAAUGGAACGUGUAAAAAUAAUGUACAUUUUCGCUGUAUUUUUAAGUUAUUGACGGUCUAAAUACAGUAAUAGAAACCUCA